Scatophagus argus is the source of this 1807-nucleotide messenger RNA. It is a transcript of the gene fmoda, whose product is annotated as fibromodulin a. Gene Ontology annotation, molecular function: protein binding. Lineage: Eukaryota; Metazoa; Chordata; Actinopteri; Scatophagidae. The transcript is spliced from 5 exons. Bases 4 to 1065 code for a protein of 353 amino acids. The record is from RefSeq and is a predicted model, not a curated record.
UGUAUGGCUGUGACCAUGCGUGUGGUGACUGUCCUCUUCUUGUCUGCCCUGCUUCCACUCUGUCUCUCCCAUGGAAGGGACCCCUUCGCCUGGUUGUACAGUCGGCAGAGCCAGGGUUACUAUUAUGGCUCCCUGCAGGUCGAUACCACAGGAGGGGCAUGUCCAGAUGAGUGUGACUGCCCCCCUACCUUCCCAGUUGCCAUGUACUGUGACGGGCGGGGCCUGACAGCCAUGCCAACCAUCCCCUCCCGUGUGAAAUACUUGUAUCUUCAAAACAAUGCCAUCACAGCUGUGCCUGAUUCAGCUUUAGUCAAUGCAACCAAUCUGGUGUGGCUCAUGAUGCACCAUAACCAGCUGACAUCUGACGCCAUUGGCACGAAGGCAUUUCUGAAGUUGGAGGGACUGGAGCGUUUAUACCUACAGCACAACAAUUUGAGCAGCAUUCCUUCAAACCUCCCUCGCAACCUGCGAGACCUGAGAAUAAACCACAACAACAUUGAAAAGGUAACGCCUGCAGACCUGGAGGGAAUGGAUAACCUCACCAUCCUGUAUCUCCAUGAUAAUGCUAUCACUGACAUGGGCACUUCACUGAGGGCGCUGAAGUCCCUCACAUUGCUGGACAUCAGUGACAACAAGUUGACAAAGGUCCCAGAGGCACUUCCUGAACAUCUGCACCAACUCUACCUGGAUUCCAACUCCAUUGAUUCUUUACCUGAGAGCUUUCUGAGUAGUUUUACUCAGCUGCAGUAUGUCAGGAUGGCCCACAACCAGCUAACAGACAAGAGUAUCCCUGCCAACACCUUUAAUGUGAGCGGGCUGGUGGAGCUGGAUCUGAGCUACAAUAAACUGGAGAGAAUCCCACCAGUGAGCGCCACACUACAGCAUCUCUAUUUGCAAGCCAACCAGAUCAAAGAGUUCACUCUGGGUAGUUUCUGCAGCGUUGUGGAUGUGACCAACUUCUCCAAACUGCGUACGCUGCGACUGGAUGGGAACGAGAUCAGUCGCCUGGACAUCCCCUCUGAUUCGUCUCUCUGCUUACGCCUGACUUCCACCAUUGAGAUCUAACUGUGUGUAUGACGCAUUGUGGCAGUCUGCUCACAAACACAGACCACACUAUCUGUGUGAAAUGUGCCAAAACCAAAGCACAGAAAGGGCAAUGAUGUGAUUUAAUAUCAGCAGCAGGUGGCAGCAGUUUGUACUGUAGUAUCCACAUCACAGUGAUUGUCAUAUGGUUAAAGACGUUGGUCUAACAUUGAGUAAAUCUUUAAGCAAACAAAUCUGGACAAAUAGUCAGGUCUGUUUUUUAAUUAAAUAGAUUUAAAUGAGCCGUAUGCCACAGAAUACAGUGUACAAGCCUGGAAAGGAUGACUGUAUGAGCCACGUGUAAUGUUUAUUUGUUGCAUAUUGAAAACUUUCUGUCUGUGAUCCUCCGUAUAUGUUGAUGUGAGGAUCAACGAUCUUUAUAAUCAGUGUUUUUAGCUGUUUUUAUGUCACAGUUUCUUUCUCUCUGUUGUCCUACAAAGCAUGCCUUCCACUGUUUCGGUAAGUUGAUGAUAAAAACAAGAUGAGACUGAUAUCUUACGCUCGAGGGUCCUCUUUUUUCACAGUGAAAUCAGCUUGGUCAGAUAUCUAUGUACCAAGUCAAUAAUAUGUUCUUAGUGUACUGUUCUGAAUCACACAUACAGUGAGGCCUCCAGGUGUAUGACUAUGAUUAUGAUUACUGUAUGCAUUGCAUGGGUUGGUUAUCAUACUGACAAAAGGCUUUUGGUUAUGAGCCUAUUGCAAAAUAAAUAAUAGAUGGCUUUUG